This is a messenger RNA of Bemisia tabaci, 1050 nucleotides long. The record is from RefSeq and is a predicted model, not a curated record. NCBI's taxonomy places the organism in Eukaryota, Metazoa, Arthropoda, Insecta, Hemiptera, Aleyrodidae.
CUUUUUUUGGUCUCUCCUCCCCGCCUGGGUAAGGCGCCAACUGAAGCACCUGAUCGCCCGCUCCCGUAGCAGGGCAAGGAAACACCAGGACAGCAGCUCCAGAAUGUAGCUUUUCUAUUAUUAUCUUCAUGUAUCGCUAUUGUAAUAUGAAAUGUAUCUUCAUGUAUACACAGUGUCUAUCUAAUGAAUGUAAUAGUGUUUUGUGCUGGAUUUCAGGUACAUCUGAGAAAAUAUGUGCUUUUGCUCCAUGUGCGCACCCGGAUUGAGGAACUGGAGGCAAAGUUUCUGGAUCCUGAAAAGACGAAAGGAAAAACGCGAAGACAAAAGUGGAAAAUUAUAUUCGAAGGUCGGAUUCAAGAGCUAAAAUUACCGGGAGAGUUGGAAUUGCUUCGUCAAAGAGUCCCCAAAGAAAGCCGAGCCGGCUUUAUCGACACUGUCGUAGACUUAUGCAGAAAGUGUAGUAGCAUAGCAGCUCAUGAUGUACACUACCAAUCAAAAUGGGAUGAAGAUGUUGUGAGACAAAUGCUCACGGUUGCCGGUAUUGCCCCCGACGAAGAAAAAAUUAAAACCGUAAUAAUCCUUAUCACCCCAUUAGCAAAAUAAUUUUUUUUUUUUUUUUGUUAAAACUACCCUAGUAGCACAACUCCCCUAUAUUAUACUCAUAAUAUACAUAUAUAUACAUAUUUUAUAGAUGUUUUAUACUUAUAUUAUAAAUAUAUAUACCUAUUUUAUACCUAUAAUCUACCUAUAUUAUAGGUAUAAAGAUUAUAUUAGUUUGCGCUAUAUUCUACAUAUAUUAUAGGUAAAAAUAUAUAUUUUAUACCUAUAAAAGAUGUAUUAGGAAUUUGUAGGCCGGUCCUGCUCCCCACCCCCCUCCCUUCAAAAAUUUCCUGGACAAUGCCCCCUCCCUAGGCUAUGUAAGAGGUGAAUGGUCUCAAUGGUCCUUACCCCUACUUUUGAUCAUGAUUAAAGGCUUGCGUAUUAAACCUGCAAGAUGAAAAUGUUGUUCUAUUAAGAGGGUAUGCAUGAGCUUUCAAAAUAUACUUGGGU